AUGACUGCCUCCGAAAUGAAAACCAACCCUCCGUCGGCGCUCGGCGCAUCAACGCUUGCGAUUUCGAAACGCGUCGCACUCAACACUUUUAGCGGUGGUGUGACGAAACCUCUGCUUCUCGGACGGCCGAACCUGCGCCUCCAAUCUGCUUCGAAGCCCUCUUUGAAUCAGGUCAUCGCUGCCUCAGCUGAGAACUUUUUUCAAGCCAGAGACCGGUAG
Diaporthe amygdali is the source of this 219-nucleotide messenger RNA. RefSeq lists its product as uncharacterized. Bases 1 to 219 code for a protein of 72 amino acids. Lineage: Eukaryota; Fungi; Ascomycota; Sordariomycetes; Diaporthales; Diaporthaceae. The record is from RefSeq and is a predicted model, not a curated record. The transcript is spliced from 2 exons.